CUUCCUGCUUCUGUUCACUCUUUUAGGGAGAAACUAAGCCCGGUGUUGAACGUGUAUGUUAAGUUCUUGUGUUUGAUACAUAAAUAUUAUUAAAACUAUUAAUCAGUUGUCUACGAUCGCCUUCAGUACUGGGAGUAUGUUGAAGUGUACAACAAAUACCCUGUUCGGUCAGAUCUGCUAAAAACACUCAAACAGCACUCAAAAUGGAAUUCCAGAAGCUGCUCUUAAAUGUAGAGAAGGCCCUUUCUAGAGACGAGGUAAAAGCUUUAGCGUAUCUUUGCACUGACCUCCUGGGCCGAAACCCGACCACAGUGGAGUUGGCCAGUGACCUAUUCAGUCGUCUGACCAAACAAGACCACCUCUCUGCUGAGCAACCACAACUUGUGAACGAGCUUCUCCUCAUUAUCCAACGCAACCGUCUGAUCCGAGACCUCAGGCUGAACGACAGAGAUUUUCCAACCAGCAACCUCAUCUCUCCUUACAGAAAGCUGCUUUACAACCUGUCUGAGGGGAUUACUGAUGAAGACUUGACAAGUGUGAAGUUCUUGUUAACCGGAAAGCUUCCACGUAAAAAACUGGAGGGACAUGUUUCUACACUGGAGGUUCUCCUGGCGAUGGAGCACAUGGACCUCAUCAAUGACACUAACCUAAAUUUACUGGAGACCAUUAUCGACUCAGUCUGUCCCAUGUUGAAAGAGAAGAUCAACCACUUUAAAGCACUGCAGGUCACUAACAUCAGCCCUGUAGCUGAGGAAACAGGUUGGCGAAGAUCAGUGUCGUACCAAAGUGAUCAAAACCAGGUCCCUCAAUCUUUAGAUCUUGAGAGCAGUGGCUUAUGUGAACAACCAGGAAUAUUCCUAUCUAGGGUUGAGUCUACCAUGAAUACUACACACACCUCUAUGGAUUUACCAGUGGAGUUUCAAGUUGGACAAAAAUGUGAGGUCCUGCCAUUUAAGGUUCUGCCUGGACUGAGUGAUUUGAAAAUUGAGACAAUUAGCUGUUCCUCCAUGAAAGAGAACAUGGCUUCCUCUAAAAUGAAAACUUCUCUGACUACAAACGCAGACAUUGAGGUUUUGGGAACAUAUUCCAUGACUGCAGCAAAAAGAGGAAUCUGCUUGAUAGUGAACAACUACAACUUUGCUGGAGGUUUGAAGACACGGGAGGGCACCAAUGUUGAUGCAGAGUGUCUGUGCAAAGUGUUUGGAUGGCUCAGCUUUGAGACAGUGAUGGAGAAGGACUGUGACGGGGAUAAGAUUCUGUCUGUGUUGCAGGAGCUCGGCAGCAGGAACCACAGUGAGAUGGAUUGUAUGGUUUGCUGCAUCCUCAGCCACGGCAAGGAGGGCUGUGUGUACGGUGUAGACGGCAAUCCUGUCGAGAUUAAGAAACUGAUGGAACGUGUCAAUGGAUCAUAUUGUGCAACUUUGGCAGGAAAACCCAAGCUCUUUUUCAUCCAAGCCUGCCAGGGCACCAAUGAGCAAAAGGCUGUUUACAUCGAGGCUGAUGGUCUUGCAGAAAGUCCAGUUUUCAGCGAUGCUCAUAAAGCCAGUGAUUCCAUCCCAGCAGAUGCAGAUUUCCUGCUGGGAAUGUCAAGCGUUCCUUCUUAUGUCUCUUACAGAGAGAGGAAAAAUGGAACAUGGUAUAUUCAGUCAUUGUGCGAAAACCUCGUCCAGCUGGUGCCAAAGGGCUUUGACCUUGUGUCUAUCCUGACCAAAGUGAAUGCAGAUGUUAGCAAGAAGACAGAUAACUUUGGUGAAAAGAAGCAGAUGCCUCAACUAGCCUUCUCGAUCAGGAAGAAAAUCGUCCUUCCAAACCCGAAGGAACCUCCUCCCAGCCUGUGACCAUGAAUACAACAAUCUGCUGUCAGAUGAUCCCUGAGACACAAGUGUUUUACAUUGACUAUUUACAAUUAUUUAAAUCUGCUGGAUUUAUUGUUAUAAAGCAGUACCUAAAUGUGUUUUCAACAGUCUUUUAAAGAUAUUUUUUUUUUUGGGGGGGGUUACCUUUAAUCAGAUAGGACAGUGGAGAGUGACAGGAAAGUGGGAAAGAGAGUCGGGGUGGGAUCCGGAAAGGACCACGGGUCGGGAAUCGAACCCAGGUCGCCGGCGUACGGUGCAGGUGCCCCAGCCAGUUGCGCCACGGCCGGGGCCUUUCAACAGUCUUUUAACAACAACACCUGAGACAGCAUAGAGAAUAUUAAAGGAAGUUGUGAAGAACCGUAGAAUACAGCUGACGAAAUAGAUACAUUUACAAUUAUUUUUGUAUAUGUACAUUCUGGUAUGAUGACAAAGUAUACACACAAGUUUUACAUUAUAUAUGUGCAGUGUAAAAAAUAAAUUGUUUGAGCUAAUCAUGCAGAUAGACAAAAUAAUGUAUGCAACAUCCAGCUCUUUAAGUUAAAUAAAUAUUGCAGGAUUAAUAAAAGGCAUUAUAAGAUAUCCCUGGUACAAUCACCGUACACUAGAUGAUCUCCCAAAUGUUAUUUUUCAAUUUUUGCUAUUGUCACUAAAUACAACUUUAUAUAUACUUAAUUAAAUCAAUGGAAGUACAGUACAUCUUUUGGUAUUCUAACAGAGAAAUAUAUGUGAAAAUAGUUCUUAAUUCCUGUUCAUUCUGAUUGUUUAUAUGCACUUAAUUGAACUAAACUAAACAAACAAA
Molecule: messenger RNA, 2655 nt
Organism: Eleginops maclovinus (Patagonian blennie)
Lineage: Eukaryota; Metazoa; Chordata; Actinopteri; Perciformes; Eleginopidae
Gene: casp10
Product: caspase 10, apoptosis-related cysteine peptidase
Exons: 13
Coding region: 204-1838 (544 amino acids)
Biological process (GO): proteolysis; regulation of apoptotic process
Molecular function (GO): cysteine-type endopeptidase activity; protein binding
Source: RefSeq, a predicted model, not a curated record